Messenger RNA from Pimephales promelas (fathead minnow), 2843 nucleotides. The record is from RefSeq and is a predicted model, not a curated record. NCBI's taxonomy places the organism in Eukaryota, Metazoa, Chordata, Actinopteri, Cypriniformes, Leuciscidae.
CAUGGAGUUUCUGAUGACAGAGGCAACUUGCAAACUUCUUAUCAUUUUAUGCAUGAUUCAAGGAACGUAUGGAAUGCAUAUACAUCAUAACGUGUCCGUAACUGCGGUGGAGGGACAGAACGUCAGCCUGCCAUGUUUUGUGGGAGAGGAACAUGAAAUCAAAAUUAUCCAGGUGGAAUGGCUAAAACAGAAGAAUGAUAAGAAUGAUAAGAAGAUCGUGGUGUUCCAUCCGUCAAUGCCAGAACAUUACUUUCAAACCGGUCCUCUUCUGACGAAGAUCACCAGUUCAAAAACUGGAAAGCUACAGGGCUCUGUCCUGACCCUGUAUGAAGUUACCAUGAAAGACAGUGGAAACUAUACUUGCGAAAUUACUUUUUAUCCUAUUGGCUCGAUUAAAAGAACUACAAAGCUGCAGGUCACAGAGCCUCCCGCAUCAGUGAAGAUGUCACAUCCAUACAGAUUCAUAAAAGAGGGAGAUGAAGUGAAAAUAAGUUGUUCAGCAAGCCCUCCACCACUCAGUUAUGAACUUAGGCGGUCAAAGGACAAACUAUUUUGGAUGGAAAGCUUGAAUGGAGAGUUCAUUUUACCAAAAGUCACCAGAAACAACAGCGAUCUGUACAUCUGUUCCCCUGAAUGGUCAUCUGUCCAAAAUCAGCAAGGUCUCAAUACCACUAUCGAACUGACUGUCAAUUUUCUUGAUGACAUUGAGUGUAACACAAGCAGCCCUUUUAAUGUUGGUUUUGGUGAAGAUGUGACGAUUUCUUGUAUUGCAAAAGCAUCUCAGUACUUACAAUAUAAGUGGAUAAGGGAUGACACAACACUGUCUCUCUCAGACACUUUGUCUCUGACUUCCGUAACAUCUAGCCAGUCAGGAACAUACAAACUGACAGCUGUCUUUCAGGACAAUCAGCUCCAGACAGACAUAGAGUUUUAUAUCAAUGUUCUCUCAAAGCAAGUCGAAGGAACGUACGGAAUGCAUAUACAUCAUAACGUGUCCGUAACUGCGGUGGAGGGACAGAACGUCAGCCUGCCAUGUUUUGUGGGAGAGGAACAUGAAAUCAAAAUUAUCCAGGUGGAAUGGCUAAAACAGAAGAAUGAUAAGAAUGAUAAGAAGAUUGUGGUGUUCCAUCCGUCAAUGCCAGAAUUUUACUUUCAAACCGGUCCUCUUCUGACGAAGAUCACCAGUUCAAAAACUGGAAAGCUACAGGGCUCUGUCCUGAUCCUGUAUGAAGUUGCCAUGAAAGACAGUGGAAACUAUACUUGCGAAAUUACUGUUUAUCCUAUUGGCUCGAUUAAAAGAACUACAAAGCUGCAGGUCACAGGUAAACUGCUCACGGUAACCUACAUUCUCAUAUUCUCAAAAAAUGUAAAAGUGAACAAGCGCUGUCUGCUAAUUUCAGAGCGUCCUGCAUCAGUGAAGAUGUCGCAUCCAUACAGAUUCAUAAAAGAGGGAGAUGAAGUGAAAAUAAGUUGUUCAGCAAGCCCCCCACCACUCAGUUAUGAACUUAGGCGGUCAAAGGACAAACUAUUUUGGAUGCUAAGCUUGAAUGGAGAGUUCAUUUUACCAAAAGUCACCAGAAACAACAGCGAUCUGUACAUCUGUUCCCCUGAAUGGUCAUCUGUCCAAAAUCAGCAAGGUCUCAAUACCACUAUAGAACUGACUGUCAAUUUUCUUGAUGACAUUGAGUGUAACACAAGCAGCCCUUUUAAUGUUGGUUUUGGUGAAGAUGUGACGAUUUCUUGUAUUGCAAAAGCAUCUCAGUACUUACAAUAUAAGUGGAUGAGGGAUGACACAACACUGUCUCUCUCAGACACUUUGUCUCUGACUUCCGUAACAUCUAGCCAGUCAGGAACAUACAAACUGACAGCUGUCUUUCAGGACAAUCAGCUCCAGACAGACAUAGAGUUUUAUAUCAAUGUUCUCUCAAAGCAAGUCGAAGGCAGGUUUUGUAUAAAAAAUCCAAGCAUAGGUCCAGAAACAGUUUCUUCUGUUAUAACGAAGAAAACCAUCACCACCACUGUGACAACAUCGGGAGAAUCAAAAGGCAAAGCUUAUAUCUCUGUUCCGUUUGUGUUGCUGUUGCUCGUGCUGACUGUGCCUCUAUACUAAAGACACCUAAACCAAAAAAAAGUGGAUAUACCUUUCAAAACUUCUCACCAAAUACACAUCAGUGAGGAACCAUGAUGUCCCCAUACAGAUAUUCUUGUAUGAAUGUUUCUUUGCAAUUUUGUACUCACAAACCGUGGGCCACAUAUAUACUGGAUAUAUGCUGAAAAUCUUCACCCAAAAUGAAAAUUGUCAUCAAUUACUCAUUCUCAUGUUAUUCCGAACACAUAAGUGUUCAUCUUCAAAACACAAAUUAAGCUAUUUUUAAUUAUGCCUGAGAAAUUAACUUUCUUUCAUUGAAAGCCCAUGCAACCAAAAUGUAUGUAAUCCAUGGAUUACUAAAAUGUAAUCCAUAUUAAUUCAGCAGUUUAAUUCAAGUCUUCCAUAGAAAAACAGUUGCUUUGAAUUAUGAAUCGAUUCAGUUUAUGCUUUUGUUUAUAUAUAAACAUUAAGAAACACACAUACACAUUAAAUAAGUUAAAAAAUGUUUUUCGAAGAUGAACGAACAAUGGAACUCGUUCAAUAUUAAUUUGAUUUAAUUUAAUUUCAAAAAAGUCACAUUUGUUGUUUUUAUGUGAUUUCCUCUGUAUUUGUGUUUUUCUUAAUAGUUUGAACAUAUAAUUUGUAGCUCCAAAAACUUAAAAAAAAUCUUUUUUGUAACUUUUAAAAAUGUGAAUAUUGUGAUUGAAUUUUUACUGUGCUUUACAAACAUUAAACAUAUUAUUGAAUAUCUUGA